Messenger RNA from Magnolia sinica, 786 nucleotides. RefSeq names its product actin-depolymerizing factor. The coding region runs from base 259 to 657 and encodes 132 amino acids. Lineage: Eukaryota; Viridiplantae; Streptophyta; Magnoliopsida; Magnoliales; Magnoliaceae. The record is from RefSeq and is a predicted model, not a curated record. The transcript has 4 exons. Gene Ontology annotation, biological process: actin filament depolymerization. Gene Ontology annotation, molecular function: actin filament binding. Gene Ontology annotation, cellular component: actin cytoskeleton; cytoplasm.
UCUCAUUCUUUCUUAUAGAUUUCAUACAUCGUUUCCCAAAACACUCCUCUCUUCAAACCCAUCCAAUCCUCUGAAUUCCUGCAAUCCAAUCUCCAAUGUCGUUCCUCAGAUCAUCUACUCAUGUCCUAGUAUAAUCAACCGAGGCAAGGCAUGGAUCUUGACACACAUACGAUGGUCGGCCUCAAGGUGGUUUUUUUUGCACUCAUCAAUCGUGGUAGCAUUACUCUAUAAGCAUUUCAGUCGAAUGCAUCUUCGGGGAUGGGUGUCGCCGACCAAUGCAAGCAUACAUUUCUGGAGCUACAAAGGAAGAAGGUGCACCGCUAUGUGAUAUUUAAGAUCGACGAGAAGCGAAAAGAGGUCGUUGUGGAGAAGACAGGUGGCCCAGCCGAAAGCUACGAUGACUUUGUGGCCUCUAUGCCAGAAAACGAUUGUCGAUAUGCCAUCUACGAUUUCGACUUUGUUACCCAAGAGAACUGCCAGAAGAGCAAGAUUUUCUUCAUUGCAUGGUCACCGUCGGUGUCGCGAAUCCGAGCCAAGAUGCUGUAUGCAACCUCAAAAGACCGUUUCAGGCGGGAGCUUGACGGAAUUCACUAUGAGAUUCAGGCGACUGACCCAUCUGAAAUGGACCUUGAAGUGCUACGAGAACGUGCACAUUAGAACUCGAAAAUGAGGGGUGGGGCCCGUGAAUCACAUGGGCUGAAGCACGAAAGUGGCUUAUUUAAGUAAAUCUUAUAUUACUUUUAUUGUAAUAAUCAAAAUGCUUACUAAUUCCUGCUUUUAUAUAUA